ACAAUGGCGGUUAGCAGAGAAGCAUCGCAGGAACUUAACACACUAGUUGCCGAGAAUUGGUGUAACAUGCAGGUUAAAGUGGAGAGCUUCAGCUAUAUGUGGACCAUAAAUAAUUUUAGUUUUUUUUACGAGGAAAUUGAUGAAGCACUAACAUCGCCCGAAAUUUCUACCGGUGCUAGUGACAAACUAAAAUGGUAUUUUCAAUUGCAUCGAAAGUGUGCCACUUACUUCUCGAUAUAUUUAGUAUUUUCAUCGUUGGGUAACAAAUCAGAAGUUAGAACCAAAUUUAAAUGCUCCAUAUUGAAUGCGAAAGGCGAAGAAAUCAAAUCCAUGGCAUUGCCCUGUCGUCGUUUCAGAGAGGGUGAAAAGUGGGGCAUUGAACAAAUCUUAUGGCGAGAUGAGCUAUUGGAUGAGAGCAAUGGUCUUUUACCGGAAGACAAAUUAACUAUAUUCUGUAAAGUUAGCUUUGUAUCUGAUAUAGUGAAUAUCUGUGGCAAAUCAAAUGCCCUUCAAUUUAAAAUACCCGAAUGUCGUUUGUCCGACGAUUUGGGUGCGCUAUUUCAUAAUGAGAAAUUCAGUGAUGUAACGUUGACGGUAGCCGGCAGGGAAUUUCGAGCGCACAAAGCUAUAUUGGCAGCACGAAGUGAAGUCUUUAGUGCUAUGUUUGAGCACGAAAUGAAGGAGCGUGAACAGAAUAAUGUCGUUAUCGAAGACAUCGAUCAUGAAGUGCUGAAAGAAAUGCUGUGUUUCAUCUACACAGGCAAAGCACCAAAUUUAGAACAAGAACAAAUGGCUGAGGUUCUUCUAGCUGCUGCUGAUAAGUAUGCGCUCGAAAAGCUGAAAGUGAUAUGCGAAGAGGCUAUCUGUCGGAAGCUCUCCGUAGAUAAUGCAGUGGAAACUUUGGUAUUAGCCGACCUACAUAGUGCGCAUCAAUUGAAAGCACAAGCCAUAGAUUUCAUAAUUACUCAUGCCACGGCAGUGAUGGAAACUACCCGCUGGCAGAGUAUGAUUACGACACAUUCACAUCUAUUUGCGGAGGCAUUUCGUAAGCUUGCAACACAACAGAUACCUACCAUCGACUGGACUACCAAGCAGGCGUGA
Rhagoletis pomonella (apple maggot) is the source of this 1101-nucleotide messenger RNA. Its product is annotated as protein roadkill-like. The coding region runs from base 4 to 1101 and encodes 365 amino acids. Gene Ontology annotation, molecular function: ubiquitin protein ligase binding. The transcript has a single exon. The record is from RefSeq and is a predicted model, not a curated record. Gene Ontology annotation, biological process: regulation of proteolysis; proteasome-mediated ubiquitin-dependent protein catabolic process. NCBI's taxonomy places the organism in Eukaryota, Metazoa, Arthropoda, Insecta, Diptera, Tephritidae. Gene Ontology annotation, cellular component: nucleus; cytoplasm.